AAUGCCUUCUGAUUUCAUAGUGAGGAGAAGUAUAAGCAUUCCGGUGCCCAGCCGUAUCGUAAAGUUAGGUAAUAGUUACCAUAAUUAUCAAAUGACAAGUAUUAUUUCAUCCUUGGUGACACAUUCGCCUUUUAUCGCACCCUGCCGAUCCAGGAUAGACAAUUCGGCUUUUCGAGAUUGGAAACACUGAUACCACCACGAUCUUGCUACCCUUUCUCCUCUUUCUGUCUUCUUCUCUUCUCUUCCCUCUUAACUUUUUCUUCUUUUCUUAUUCCUUUUCUCCACUUCUCCCCUGCCCCUAUCACCAUGGCAGACAUAAACACCUGCCCACCUCUAACAAGAGCAUCCGUCCAAGACGCCGCUCAUCGCAUCAGCGGACACGUCCACCGCACACCAGUACUAUCCAGUAAAUACAUCGACAGCGUCGCAAGCACGCCUCAAAGCCCCGAGUCCCUUAAAGGAACAGAAUGGGAGGGCCAAGAGCCAGCCAAACCGCGAUUGUGUUUACUCUUCAAAUGCGAAAACUUCCAAAGAAUCGGCGCCUUCAAGCCACGAGGUGCAUUCAACGCACUCCUUCGAUUCACCGAAGAGCAAGCGCGUAAAAACACAGCGUCAGAACUUCCAGUUAGGAUAAUAAGCCAUUCAUCCGGAAACCACGCACAAGCCGUAGCCUUAGCAGCUGGUGAACUUGGACUCCCAGCACACAUUGUGAUGCCGUCUAUUUCAACACCUGCCAAAAUCGCAGCAACACGAUCUUAUGGCGCAGAAGUGCAUUUCAGUGGUCCGACACCUCAAGAACGGUUAAAAGUAGUUGAUGCAUUGAUGUCCGAUACCAACUUCCACAACGUAUUCGUCCCGCCGUACGAUCACCCAGACACUAUCCUCGGACAGGGAACGUUAGGCCUAGAAUUACAGAACCAGGCCGCUGAAAUACUGCCUGAGGGGGAGGCAUUACAUGCUAUAAUGACGCCAUGCGGGGGCGGGGGAAUGCUUAGCGGGGUAGCCCUAAGCUGUCAGGGCACGGGCGUUAAAGUAUUUGGGUCAGAACCGUCGCAAGAUGGCGCUGAUGAUUGUCGCCGGGGCUUGUUAGAGGGGAAACGGAUUGAAAAGGUAUCUAGUUUGACUAUCGCGGACGGGUUGCGUACUCCAGUUGGUGCCAUACCGUGGUCUGUCAUAAGCGAUCCGAAACAUGUUGCUGGUGUAUUCGCUGUGACGGAUGACCAGAUUCGCCGUGCGCUCGGGUUAGUGUUGCAACGUAUGAAGAUCUUAAUUGAGCCGAGUUCUGCGGUGCCUCUUGCAGUGGCUCUAUACAAUGAAGACUUCAGAGGCAUGAUAGAAAGGGAACAAGGAAUUGAUACAACUUUUAACUUGGGAUUGGUAGUUAGUGGUGGUAAUAUAGACCUAAAAAGGAUUCCUGAGUUGAUAGAAUUAUGAAUAGAUAUC
Messenger RNA from Hypoxylon trugodes, 1443 nucleotides. RefSeq names its product tryptophan synthase beta subunit-like PLP-dependent enzyme. The transcript has a single exon. The record is from RefSeq and is a predicted model, not a curated record. Gene Ontology annotation, molecular function: D-serine ammonia-lyase activity; ATP binding; magnesium ion binding. The coding region runs from base 307 to 1434 and encodes 375 amino acids. Gene Ontology annotation, biological process: pyruvate biosynthetic process; L-serine metabolic process; D-serine biosynthetic process. Lineage: Eukaryota; Fungi; Ascomycota; Sordariomycetes; Xylariales; Hypoxylaceae.